AAGGAAAAAGUUUGCAACGCGAGGAUCAGCAAUAGCUUCAAACUUGGGGUUUAGCUUUAGAAUAAUAGUGUGCCUGCAACACCACUUAACAAAAAAAUCUUAUUUGGAUUGGAUUGAAAGCGUGGAGGACUGGACUGAACAAAAUCCUUGUUUAGAAAAUUUUUGUGUCAGUGAGCCAGCCAUAAUGCAAUUUGUGAUUUGUUCCUCUCAGAGAGCGGUGUCAUUGAUGAAGAAUUCAGAUUAAAGUUAUGUCCUAUUGUUGGCUGUUGUGAAGUUGCAGAAUUACCGAUUCGCUACAUUAGCAAACCAUUGACGGCGUAUCAAGUCUUUGUGUUAUUAUUUACUUGUAAAAUAUAUAAUUGUAGCACUGCAGUGUUAGCAUUUUUCCAUAGCACCAUCACUUCAUUUUUGUAGAAUGUGUCAUUUAUUAUGGUUCGGUUGGGAGAAACGUGUCACCACCACCAGUAACAAGAACCCAUAAAACUUAUUCCUGGUUGUUGUUGCCUCAUUUAUGCAGAGAUGCAACUCUUUCCAACUUUUUUUUUAUUGCGAGACGUAUAAUAAUAACACACCGCACCAUCAAGCCAACGGUGGCGUUUAAUUUUAAUCACAUAUCUGCAAAGUGAGAGUAAACCAAAUUUAAUAUCCUUUGAAAUCUGCAGUACCAAGUGCAUUAUUUAUUUGGAUGGCUUUGGUUGUUGAGCUACGUGGUAUUGUAUGGGGACAUUAUGUGGGGCAAGUUCUACUCCUCCAUUGAAACGCAAAUCCGACAGGAGUUUUUCUACCUUGACAGACAUCAAGCUAUUGUUGCACGCAAUAAAUAAUUAUCGUCGUUAUAGGCAAACUGAUCACUACUCCAGCCAAAAUGCCCCACAGGAUAAUUAUUAUUAGUGGGGUUGUCACACCUUGUACUACUGACUGAUUAGACUCCAUUAACUGAUUUGACUCAUUGCUGUCCAGACUACAAAGUGAACUAGUCGACUGAUGCUCAGAAAGGAGGGCAGCACAACUUGGUCACCACCCACGGAAUCCUUACUGGUUGACGGAGGGGGUGUUGACAUGCAGGGUGUGCCGCAGUUGCGAAAGGGGUUGCUCUUCCUCCUCGUCGCAGUCGUCUUUCUCGUCGCUCUGGUCACUCACUGGCGACCAGCCGAACGACCGCCUCCUUUCACGGCGACGUACGACCCUAAAUUCAAUGAAGUCACGGGUCCUGAGUCAAAUGCCGGAGACAGCGACGUAUUCACUUCGGUUGACCGGGAUUUUACGUCACAACAAGACAACUCUGAUCUCACAGACUUCAAAGUUCCUCAAAUUGCUCAACCUAAGCCGGAAGUUACAAGUGUUGAGGGAAAAACUGAGCCAAUAAGUACAACGCCUGACCCUGAUGACGUGUACAAAAAUGUCGACUCGAUAUGGACUUAUCGGUGCGAUGCUUCACGAGGUUGCAUCAGAGAUCUCUUGGGGGAAAAUGAGAAACCAGUAGAACCUGAGGUGUGUUGGUUAAAUUGCGGAAAAUAUGGGGCACUUUGGCCAUACCCCGUCGGAAUGGUUAAACUAGGCCAGUGUCUCACCAAGUUCUCAGCAAAUGCAAUUCACUUGACUCAGGCAUCCAUUCCUGGCGAAGAAAAUAAAGCAAGUCUAAUUCUAAAUGAAAUGUGGGAAAUUUUCAGAAAAAUGCUUGAAAAGCUUCAAACAAUAUCUUUCCCACAAUCGGAUUUGACGGGACUUGAGAAUACUGUAAAUGUCAACAUAUUUAUCUCAGAAGACAGCUACAAAAUCAAUUUGGAUACUGACGAGAGUUUCAACAUUCACAUUACAUCGUCCCCGGCAGACUGUGACUUUGAGGAACGAGUCCAGGUUUCAGUACAAAUCAACGCUACGAAUAUUUUUGGGGCUCGUCAUGCUUUAGAGACCUUGGGCCAAUUAAUUGCGUUCGACAAAUAUCAGAAAUCCUUUCAGAUUGUGAACGAAGUUGAAAUUGAAGAUAGACCAGCAUUUCCUUAUCGUGGCAUUUUAAUCGACACGGCCCGAAAUUUCCUUCCUGUUCCGGAUCUGAAACGUCUGAUUGAUGGAAUGGCACAUAACAAGUUAAAUGUGCUCCAUAUACACUUCACCGACUCAAACUCAUUUCCAUUUUACAGUCAAAGAGUGCCAAAGAUGAGUCUCUACGGUGCGUAUAGUGAAGAAAAAAUUUAUUAUCCCAACGCUAUGAAAGACUUGAAAGACUAUGCCUGUUCACGAGGGGUCAAAAUCUUGCCUGAGCUCGACGCUCCGGCUCAUGCCGGAAACGGAUGGCAGUGGGGGCCUUCUGAAGGCUUGGGUGAUCUCGCUCUUUGUAUAAACAAAUUGCCUUGGAGGCAAUAUUGUGGACAGCCAAACUGUGGUCAACUGAACCCAACAAAUCCGAAUACAUUUACAAUACUGGAGAAAUUAUAUCAAGAUUUCUUUGAAGUAUUUGACAACGACUUAUUUCACAUGGGUGGCGAUGAAGUGAAUGCAAACUGUUGGGAGUCUGAGUUGAAGUGGAAUAAAAACGACGGCAAUUUCGAUUUUAUUUCGACUUGGGGAAAGUUUCAACAAGAAGCUUUGGAACGGUUAACAAGAGCAAAUAAUGACAAACAUUUAAAAGCAAUUGUUUGGACGAGUGGGCUCACUGCUAGAUCAAAUGGGAGAAAAUUUUUAAACUCGUCAUCCUACAUCAUUCAAGUUUGGGAUGGAAACAGGCAACUGGUUCGCGAUUUGUUGCAAGAAAAUUACCAACUCAUUAUGUCCAAUAUUGAAAGUUCUUAUUUGGACCAAGGAGCUGGAACCUGGUUGGGACAAGAGCACGUGUACACGUACAGAUUGUGGCAGAAAUUUUAUGACAACCGACUCCCUUCAUUUAUGAUGAACUUCUCCCAAGACGUGGCAAAAAAGCCAUCACAACGACAAAUGUUGGGGGCAGAAGGAACUCUUUGGUCAGAGAAAGUGAAUUCUCAAAAUAUGGAUUCAAAAACAUGGCCUCGUGGAGCAGCGAUGGCAGAAAAUUUGUGGUCUAAUCCGGAUUCAAGAUCUCCAUUAGUAUAUUCCAGACUCAAUCAUCACAAUCGUCGACUCAUCAAAUUCGGCAUCCAUUCUGAUCAGCUUCAGCCAGAAAGUUGUUACUUGCUUCAAGGUCAUUGUGAUGACCCUCACAACCCAAUUUGAUAUCGAUUGAAUUUAGUGUGUGACCAUUACGCGUACGUUUUGGGGGCCAUUGAGUGAAUCGGAUUUAUUCCUUGUCUGCAUAAUCUGUGAUACUGAUCUACAUAUGUUCUAAUUUUGUGAUGUUAGUUAGUAUGUAUAAACUACAAUAUAAUUUUGUUGAACAAUGUUGUCCUUGUUGAUUGUAAUACAAAUAUAAAUGUUAAAAUGC
Molecule: messenger RNA, 3394 nt
Organism: Folsomia candida
Lineage: Eukaryota; Metazoa; Arthropoda; Collembola; Entomobryomorpha; Isotomidae
Product: chitooligosaccharidolytic beta-N-acetylglucosaminidase
Exons: 16
Coding region: 985-3186 (733 amino acids)
Biological process (GO): ganglioside catabolic process; carbohydrate metabolic process; glycosaminoglycan metabolic process
Cellular component (GO): membrane
Molecular function (GO): beta-N-acetylhexosaminidase activity
Source: RefSeq, a predicted model, not a curated record